GAGUGGCCGGGCGAGUGGUGAAUGGUGCUUCGUUCGCCCACUUCUCAGUUGGCAACCCUCGCCCCGUGUGUCAAGUGCGGCCACUCCUCCACCUCUCAGUCAUCGCAUCUCACUGGAGUGGGUAUCACGCUGCUUGUGCCGCGAGCCCUGGUCACUUGACAAGUUGAUAUAUCCUCGGCCCUUCAGUAUGGGCAAGUGACAGUCCAUCCUAUCAGUGAACGCCAAGAGCAAGUCGCUACUACUCCUCUACGCGCCAAAACACGGGGCGUCAGCUGGCAAGGUGUGAGAAGAUACACAUUGACGCGGAUUUGAUAUAUGAGAGCCACGUUAAGACGCACCAAAGAAAAGUUAGAUUUAUGAACCCUUCCGAAGAUUCAAGCAUUUAGCUGGUGAGCGCGCCAUUGGACUAUUAUUAACAUAUCGUAAAGCACCACACUGACAGGCGAGGGAGAGAGGUGAACGUGGGUACACCAGUAGACUAAUCAGCUCCCAGGUGUUACGCUGAGGAGGCACCCAGAAGUAGCCGCCCCUGUGUUUCACCUGUCCCCUGGGAUAAGCCGCUGCCAUGGGGAAUGCGUGCUCGUGCUGCAAGGAGGGCGGGUGCUGGCCAUGGGCGUACCCGAAGAAGCCCAAUUUGCCCAAUAAGCCCGAGCCCGUGGACCGCCCGAAGCCCGUGACGCCAUGCCUCAGCGAAGUGGACGGCAUUCUGGCAGUGUGCGAGUGGGGGCUACGGGUCGCGGAGAACGGGGCGGCCCACCACACCGACCAGUAUGACCUGAUGAAGGGUGAUGUGCCCCGCCUGGUGGUGCGCCGCGGCCAGCCCUUCACCCUCGUCCUGCACACCAGCAAACCGUACAAGGACGACGCCCACAAGAUCUCCCUCGUCUUCUCCGUCAAGGACGCCACGAACCCCAACUUCGGCAACAACACGCUGGUGGGGGUGUGCGUGGGGCUCGAACCGGUGAACGGGUGGUCGGCGAGCGUCAUCUGCACCACGGACAAGGACGUCACCCUCACCGUCACCACAUCCCCCUCGGCCGUGGUGGGGGAGUGGCAGGUGGAGGCGGACAUCAAGAGUGAGGGCAAGAACCACUCCUACCCCUGCCCGGAGCCCAUCUACCUCCUCUUCAACCCCUGGUGCCAAGAGGACGGCGUGUACCUGGAGAAGGAGGCGGAGCGGCAGGAGUACGUUCUCAGUGACUCUGGCCUCAUCUGGCGCGGCACGGCAAAAAGGCUGCGGCCAUGCCCUUGGAACUUCGCCCAGUACGAGAAGGACGUGCUGCCGUGCGUGCUGGAGGUCCUGACGUCCGUGUGCAAGAUGACCGCGGCGCACAGGAACGACCCAGUCAAAGUGUCCCGCGUCAUCUCCGCCGGGAUCAACUCUCCAGACGACUCCGGGGUGCUGGUGGGCAACUGGAGCGACGACUACAGCGGGGGCGUGUCGCCGACCAAGUGGGGAGGGUCGCAGCGCAUCCUCCAGGAGUACUACAAGACCAAGAAGCCCGUCAAGUAUGGCCAGUGCUGGGUGUUCUCCGGCGUGGUGACCUCAGCCUGCCGCGCCCUGGGUCUGCCUUGUCGCUCCAUCACCAACUUCUCCUCGGCGCACGACACCCACGGCUCCCUCACCAUCGACUACUUCUUCGACGACGAGUGUGAGGCCAUCGAGAAGCUCAACAGCGACUCAGUGUGGAACUUUCAUGUGUGGAACGAGGUGUGGAUGACGCGACCUGACCUGGGCGAGGAGUACGACGGGUGGCAGGUGGUGGACGCGACGCCGCAGGAGGAGAGCGACGGCCAGUACCGCUGCGGCCCCGCCUCGCUCAAGGCCAUCAAGGCGGGCCAGGUCAACAAGCCCUUCGACAUACCGUUCGUCUUCGCGGAGGUCAACGCCGACAAGCUCUAUUGGAAGUACCGCGGCCCCUGCCAGCCCAUGAAGCUCCUGGGGUGCAUGACUGACGGCAUCGGCCAGUUCCUGAGCACCAAGGCCGUGGGGAAGUAUGCGCGGGAGGACGUGACACACCUUUACAAGUACGAGGAAGCGUCUAAGGAGGAGCGGGAGGUGAUGAAGAACGCCCUGAGGCUCUGUGAGAACACCUUCGCGCGCUACUACCUCAACGAGGAGAUCGAGGACGUUGAGUUUGACUUCAAGAUGAACGACGACAUUGUGAUCGGCCAGCCAUUCACGUCGUCGGUGGAGGUACACAACAAGGGGGAGAAGCAGCACCAGGUGGAGUUGGUGCUGCGGGCUGACACGGUGCUGUACACGGGCACCACCAAGCACCCGGUCAAGACGCUCAAGAAACAACUCACGAUGCACCCCUAUUCCAAGGAGACGGUGACGCUGGAGGUGAGCUUCGACGAGUACUACAAGAAGCUGACGGACCAGUGCGCCUUCAAGCUCUCGUGCCUCGGCAAGGUGGAGCAGACAGGCCACGAGUACUUCGCGCAGGAUGACUUCCGCUGCAGAAAGCCUGACAUCAAGAUCGAGUACGAGGGCUGCAUGGAGGCGGACAAGGAGUGUGUGUGCCACGCCUACUUCAAGAACCCCCUGCCGAUGCCCCUCACCCGCGGCUGGUUCAGCAUCCAGGGCGCGGGGCUCACCGACGUGCAGUUCCUCAAACACAAGGAGACGGUGCCGGUGGGCGGCGAGGUGCGGUGCCAGUUCUCGGUGAAGCCCAAGUCGACGGGGGAGCGGACGCUCUGCGUCAUGUUCGACUCCAAGGAGCUGGAGGACGUGGACGGCAUGCUGACGGUGGUUGUGGCGACAGCAGGUGGUGCCGCCCCUGUAACCAACGCCACCGCCGAGACGUCCCUCACAGAGACCGCGGGCGAGGCCUAAAUGAGGAGGAGGAAGAAGAGGAAGAGGAAGAGGAGGAGAGAGGGCCAGGAAGAAUUUUAGUUAGUGUCUUCCUUCCCCCUUUCCUUCACAUCUUUUUCACUUUCUCUUUAUGCUCUCCUUUCCUCUUUUUAUAUGUUCCCUUCAUCCUUUCGUUUUUUAUUCUUUAUCUUUUCUAUCCCCCUCCAUCCUUUCGGCUUUUUGUCCCCAUCCCUCUUUUCGGCAUUUUUCUUCAUCCCUCAUUUUUUUAUAUCUUUAGUUCCUUCGUCUCCCUCUGUUAUUAAUAUUCUUGCCGUCCUUCAUGUCACUCUCACGUCCUUUUUUUCCCUCUCCUUUUUACCUCAUUUUCGUCCCUCUUCCUUAUUCAACUCAGUUCCUCCCUCCCUCUUUUUGUUCACCUUUGUCCCUCACUCUCCCUUUCUACUUUUUUGCCGCCUCCCUUCACCUCCCUCCCUCGUUUCUCUUCCUCUUUGCCCCUACCAUGAUAAUCUCUCUUCUUACCACACAUUUCCUUCCUUCCUUAUUUUCCCGUAAGACAAAGGGUUGUAUGACCUGAUGCUACACACAGCCAAUGAGCCAAACCGUACAGACAAUUAGACGCAGACAGACAGACAGACUGGAAGAGGAGUCACGACCCAGCCAUGGAGAGCAAGACAAGAGGGCAUGACGAGGACGAGAACGAGGAGGAGGAGGAGGAGGAGGAGAACGAUGACUACCAAGGAAGUGCUACAUAACACACACUGCCCAAGUCAUGAAGGAAGGGUUUAAGAAAAAGAAAAAGAGAAAAUAAUAAAAAAUGUGACAUGUUUACUGUUUCCGUGUGUCGUCUACUUGUCAACGCCAUUUUUUAUACGUGUCUGCUUUUUAUUUUUUAUUUAUCUAUUUUUUUUUACAUCUGUACGUAGAAGAGUUAGCUUUCAUAUUGUUAUUUUUUUCUGUUGUUGCCAAUGAUGUCGAGCUUUAAUAGCAUACAUAAAUAUGUCUUUGAUGUAUCAGAUCGCUUCCUAUAAUAAGUUGAAAUAGAUGCCCCGUUACUUCGCUUUAUGUCCAAGGAGGAGGAGGAAAUGGAGGAGGUGGAGGAGGAGGAUGGCGUGAGAGAAAGAAUAUUAGUUGCGUGUCUCCCUCCCUCCCUCCUUUCCUUCCCUCCGUCACACACUCCCCUUCUCUCUCACCUUUUAUUAUCCUUUCAAGCCUUCGUUUCCUUUGUUCCUUCCCACCUUUCGCUCCCUUUUUUAACGUUUCCCCCUUUUUUAACCUCCCUUUUAUAUCAUUAUCCUCACCUUCCAAUAAGUGUGUACUGUAUAUGCAUGGGAGCGUUUUAAGUGCAUGAAAGUGUUAAUGGAAAUGUUUGACUAUGACGAGUGUGAAAAUAUUUUUGUAAGACAGCCGACGAGCCGUUUCUUGACCUAGUCUUAACAACGGAAGCCAGCGCGGGACAGGAACCUCAAGAGACCCUCAGAUUUAGGCCUCAUCCACCUUUCAAGUAGAACCUUAGCCGAGGAGAAAGGUAGGAGAGGCUAAGUUUAGGUUCCGUUAAAGCUGAAAGAUCGUAAAUUUGUAUGUGUUUUCCUUGUUGUCUUGUAUGUUCAUUUUUGUAUGCAGUAUUAUUAAUGUUAACUUAUGUACCAUUUCAGAUACCUUUAUGAAUAAAUAUACUUGUGAA
Eriocheir sinensis (Chinese mitten crab) is the source of this 4499-nucleotide messenger RNA. Its product is annotated as annulin-like. The coding region runs from base 566 to 2839 and encodes 757 amino acids. Lineage: Eukaryota; Metazoa; Arthropoda; Malacostraca; Decapoda; Varunidae. The record is from RefSeq and is a predicted model, not a curated record. The transcript has 13 exons. Gene Ontology annotation, molecular function: protein-glutamine gamma-glutamyltransferase activity. Gene Ontology annotation, biological process: peptide cross-linking.